This is a messenger RNA of Oldenlandia corymbosa var. corymbosa, 2139 nucleotides long. Lineage: Eukaryota; Viridiplantae; Streptophyta; Magnoliopsida; Gentianales; Rubiaceae. The record is from the annotation of a GenBank genome assembly.
AUGAGGGAAGGGUUGGAACCUAUACCAGUCCCGAACAGUGAACAUCUUAUCAAUGCUGCUCGGUCUCCAAAAGUGCUUCUUGAUAGUCGACCAAUUAUGAUUAAAAUCCCAGGUAUCCUGAAUAAAGUCGCUGAAACGAACAGCUGUUUGAAGGCUUUCGUUGUCAAAUUACACGGCGAAGUGACUAGUCAUCCAGCUCCCACUUUGACACAACAGCGGGAGUUACUAAAUGCUCUGCUUCCCGCCAAUGAGGAGUUCAAGAGGAUCAUUGACUUCUUUAAUCCAAGGGUUAAAAAGGCGGAAGCUCCUUAUUCCAUGGCUGGCAGUUUGCUGGAAACAAUCGAAGGUACUAAUAAUGAUAAAGUUGGCAUAAAAGUUGCUGCGGAACAAGCUGCUGACUCGAUUGAAGAUAUGUUGAUAGUGAUUGGGAAAUAUCUGUUUGAGAGGGAAAGUUUUAUGGAAGAUUCGAGCUUCCAGGAUUUAAGUAGUGUGGCCAAAUUAGAUGCAGCUUUGUUGUACGAUCUGGAUGAAGACAAUUUGGAGAUUUGUGUUGCUAUCCAGAAAUACUUUCCAGAUGAUGGAGUUGGAAGCCGAAUCAUCGUUAGUAGUGUUUUAAACCCUGGAAGUUCAGAGAGAUCAUCACCAGAAAAUGAGGAUAUUGUGGUGAGUCUUGAGGAAGACAUAAGUAAAAUCAUCGAUGAACUCACUAGACCACCAACUCGAUUAUCAAUCGUGACAAUCACAGGGAUGGGCGGCAUUGCGAUUGAUCAAGUGUUGUCCCAUCUUUUGCAAAUCAUGUCUCAGUCCUGUGAUGGGAUUCAGGCUGAAAGCAUUGAGGACAAAGCUCAACUCUUGUACAGAAGUCUGAAGGGAAGAAAGUAUCUCAUUGUAGUAGAUGGUUUGUGGAAUUUUGAGCAUUGGGAUGCCGUCCUGAGGUAUCUUCGUGAUGACAAUUUAGGUAGUCGAAUCUUAAUAACCACUCGCGUCAUGGAGUUUCCCGCCAGUAUCAACAUUGCUAAGAAUCCUCCUCACUGUAUGGAGCCUCUAGAUAAACAUCAAAGUUGGGAACUCCUGGAAAAGUUGGUGUUUGGUCAGGAGGGCCGCCCUGAAGAACUAAAUGGUGUUGGAAAGGAGAUUGCUGAAAGAUGGGUAUCAGCUGAUGCAGACUACUUUCUAGACAUAGUCGUUUUGAGUUACAAUCACUUACCCUCGCACUUGAAAGCCUGCUUCAUCUAUAUGGGGGCUUUUCCUGCCAAUCGUCUGAUUGUGGUUGAAAAGUUACUCAACUUAUGGAUAGCCAAUGGUUUCUUGAACUCCAAUUCCUCAAAACCUGAGGCGGAGAAUUACUUGAAAGGUCUCAUUGACAGAAAUUUACUUAGGGCAGGGAAGAGAAGUUUAGAUGGAAAAGUGAAAACGUGCCUCAUUCAUGAUCCUUUGAGACAGGUAUGCCUGCGAGAAGCUCAGAAAGAAAACUUCAUGCAGGUUAUAGAAUCCAAUGCCAUUGCUAAUGGUUUAGAGAAACAACAGCAUCUCGUUUUCAAUUUGGAAGAUUUAGAUGAUUUCCAAUUGUUGCCUCCUCUUCCCAAUCUUCAUUCAUUCAGAUGGCCUAAUUUUGGUUCUGAUUUCAAUCUGGGUAUGAUCCUUCUCCAAUUACCAGAUUUUAAAAGAUUAGGAGUGCUGGAUAUGUAUUUUGUGCCUUUUGAUACUUUCCCAUCAGCAUUGCUGAACUUAGUCAAUUUAAGGGGUCUUGCUCUGAACGUAACUUAUGAGCUUGAUACAUCAAUAUGUCAGCUCUUAAAACUUCAGACAGUGCUCAUCUAUGGUCCUUGGGUCUCCGGAACACCACCAACUCUGUAUGUGGAGUUUUGGAAAAUGCCUUGGUUGAGGAAUGUGUAUGUUGAGGUUCCUAGUUGUCUAACAUAUCCUUACCCUCUUCAACCUAUAUUAGAUGGUGUUCUGGGACCAUGUAACCUCCAGAGCUUAUCCAAGAUAGCAUUUUCCAGCUGCACCAAGGAGGUUAUAUUGUUAAUGGUCAAUCUUAAGCAACUAGGUGUCUCUGAAACCGAAGAGGAUUUCAAGAAUGGCGAGCUAACAAAAUGCUUUCAUAAUCUAUCUCUCUUGACUGAACUUGAAACUUGA